AUGGGUCUAUCAAAAAGAUUAGAUGAUAAAUAUCCACUUUUUCAGAAUCUUUCUAGAUCAUAUUUGGAGCAUUUUGAAUCAAAAGCUGCAUUAUUGAAUAGAAAGGUGGAUUUUUAUAAUUCUAUUACAUAUACUAUUAUUGAAGAUAAACAGGAUCCUAUUCGACUAAAAGUUCAUGUUGGUGAUAUUGUAGAAUUAUCUAAAGAAUCUGAAG
This is a messenger RNA of Funneliformis geosporum, 214 nucleotides long. The record is from the annotation of a GenBank genome assembly. NCBI's taxonomy places the organism in Eukaryota, Fungi, Glomeromycota, Glomeromycetes, Glomerales, Glomeraceae.